AGUCGCUGGCUUAUUCAUCCCCUUCGGUUGCAUCCACUGAUCGGAAACUAUCUCCGAGAGCAGAGUAAACGACCAUGGGAGCCUCUGAAUCGUCACUCUCAAGCUCUCAGUUAGCGAGGCCAGCUGAUGUAAUCUCCACCGUGUCGGAGCGAUCGGAAGCUGUUGAUCCCGUCUUAGAGAGGCUCAAGUCUCUUCAAAUUACAACGCCAAUAUUGCAAUCACCCCCUACGGAAGGUAGCCUUACAGAUAUCUUAGUGAGGAAACCGCCCUCUUCUACAACUGCUGGUACUGUGGAUCCCCAAAUUCUUCUGGAGCUCUUCUCAAUGUACCGUAGUUGGCAGGAUGAAAAGGUCCAAAAGAUCAACAAAAAUCAGGAAGAUAUCGAAAACAAGAUUGAAGUCACCGAUGCUUUGGCUGUUAAACUUCUUCAACGCUUGAAUUUUUCUGUUUCAGCAGUGAAGACAGCUUCCCAACAUCUUUCAGAAGUUCACGCACUGGAAGUGGAAAUUGGCGAGCUUAAGGGAAGAUUGACAGAGGUUAUCAGCAACUGCGAUGCAUUAUGCAGAAGAAUUGCUUCAGAGGGUCCAGAGUCUCUCCGGUCAUCUAUCAAGCCGUUAGUAGUCGCCACCAGGUCCUCCUGUAACUCGUCUUCUCCGCAAGUAGAUUCAAAUACAAAUCCACAUCCCCAAGAACCCAAAUUAGAUUGAUUCAUUAUUCAAAAUCAUUUUGCAAUUCAAUAAGACGAAGUAUUCCAUAUGAAAGGAUGAUAUAUAUGCCACUUGAAACAUUGGAUAUCAGUCCGAUCUUGCCCAUAUAUAUGUAUAUUGACUUUAUUUUUCAGCA
Messenger RNA from Momordica charantia (bitter melon), 843 nucleotides. RefSeq lists its product as uncharacterized. The record is from RefSeq and is a predicted model, not a curated record. Lineage: Eukaryota; Viridiplantae; Streptophyta; Magnoliopsida; Cucurbitales; Cucurbitaceae.